Messenger RNA from Marchantia polymorpha subsp. ruderalis, 3596 nucleotides. The record is from the annotation of a GenBank genome assembly. NCBI's taxonomy places the organism in Eukaryota, Viridiplantae, Streptophyta, Marchantiopsida, Marchantiales, Marchantiaceae.
UAUUCUGCGUGUUUUACAGUGCGCAGCGCGGGGCCGUUCGAGCCUAAAAGUUUGUGGCGCAAAGCUGUCGAUCGUUUGCUCGCUCUGUCGAGAUUUGCUGCGGACAACGAUUGCGUUGUUGCGGGGCCGCGCUUCAGAGUUUUCUCGAGUUUUAUGUUUUGAGGUUUGUCUGUUUCAGACGCGAGAAAUCGUUGGCGCCAGACGCUUGGAAAGAUUGGACUUAUGGCGGAGGAGACUGCAACCGCGGCGACGAGGCAAAGGAGGAAGAGAAAAUGGGACCAACCCGCGGAAGCAGUUGUUACUGCUGGAUUUCUGCCUGGCCUUCUGCCAUUUGCUGGGGCCGGUGCCUUUGCUGGUAUGGGAGCUUUGCACGGGUUUUCAUCUCUGGUAGGAGCUUAUCCAAGUCUAACCACACCACUUGCAGUUCCGGUUGCAGCCCAGCAUUCAAUAGCUGUGCAUCAAAGUGCAGCCGCGGCAGUUGUUCAGAAGUUCAAUCAGGACCUUAUGAGCAAAGGCCUUUUACCCCAAGCUAAAAUACAAGAUGAACUUAUCGCACGAGAAAUAACAAUCAAUGACGCGGAGGCCGGCGUUCGCUACAAGCUAACCAAACGUCAAACUCAAGAAGAAAUUCAAGUCAAAACUGGUGCCGUGGUGAUCACAAGAGGUCGUUACAGGCCACCCAACGGACCAGUCGAAUCAGAAAAGCCUUUGUAUCUUCACAUAUCCGCCGGUGUGCAUCUGAAAGAUACAGCAGAACGCAUCAGAGCUGUUGACCAGGCAGCUGCAAUGGUUGAGGAGAUGCUGAAGCAGGGUCGUCAUGUAUCAGCUUCAUCGACUGUAGCACCUACUGGGACGGUUUCGAAUGGAAUGGUUCCUGCACCUUUUGCAGCCAGUAUCUAUGUCGGUUUUGAAGCGGAUCCCUCUUUCAAUCUUAUGAGGAAAAUACGUGGGCCUAAUGAUCAGUACAUUAAUCAUAUCAUGAAUGAGACAGGAGCUACUGUCACAUUGAGGGGACGAGGCUCAGGCAGUCGAGAGGUUUCUUCUGGCGGCGAAGAGAUACCACAGCCGCUGCAUUUGUACAUCACUAGCGACAAUUCCAAGAGCCUAGAAGAUGCCAAGGUUCUUGCCGAAAAUCUACUACAGACGAUAAGAUCAAUGCCGGACAGACACGGCCCAGGUGCUGUGGCACCUGUAUCUUCAACCUAUUCUACCACACAGUCAUCAACAUAUCAGCCUUCUGGGUUUCCUGGCACUGGCCUGCCACAUGUUCCUUACGGAGGCUACCAUUUGUCUGGAAAUGGGAGUUACCCGCCACCUUACGUAGGAAGUCAGCCCCUCUAUUAUCCCCCUGUGUCAGCUGGAGUUGCUGCUUCAGCUGUUCAAUCCUCACCCGCCUCAAGCACAGCAACAGAUAUCCACACGAAUAGGGUUCCUGCCAGUAAGGUGUAUGCAGCUGUACCUCCACCAGUGCAACUACUGGGAGAACAAUCUGGAUCCAGUGAUUCCGGCGCGAGUCAAAGCUCUUCUCUUCAGGAUGCAGAUCUCAAGAUCAGCACUGAUUCCUCAGUUAUCAAAGUUUCAGCAUCUGCUCCUACCUCUGCUGAUUUGUCUUCUGCCGUCAACCCUUCACAGAUUGCUUCAUAUACUGCCUUCCGUACUGGUUCUACUGCCAACACGGCUCCCGUCCAGUCCCCACAAGAAGCGUUGAGACCCUCUUCCUUCUCGCCGGUAAUGAUGGCCCAGGCUCCCCAGCCCGACGCAAAUGUACAAAACAUCCUACCAGCUUCUACUCGAGCUCUUCAGUCGAGUUAUGGGCAUUCACAAAUGUCUGCCUACAGUGGCUACAGUGGCGUCUACCCACAGGCGUCUCCAUUGCAGCAGGUGGCUCAAGCCUUGCAAAGACCCCCACUACCAGUAUCAUUAAAGCCGGGAUUAACUCCAGGAUUUCCAGUUGCAGUAUCUACCAGGUCACAGGCAGGAUUUACCCAGGAGAAGCUAGCAGACAAGCAAUACACACAACGCCGAAAGUUUCAGGAGUUUCCAGUUUCUUCGACCAAGGAAUCUUCAGGAGAUGAACAGGUAUAUCUGACCUUCAAUCGAGCUUGACCUCUAGCGCGCUCAUCAGUUUGGACGUGCAUUUCAGUUGUUUCACAGGAUAAAAUUCUCGAAAAUGAUAUGAAGAAUUUGGAGUAGCAUGAGGUUAAGGAGGCUGACUGACGCGUUGGCGAGAUUAUGCGUCCUGUCUUGUUUGGUCCUACCUAAGUAGUUCGUUCCACCAUUGUUCCCUUCUCUCAAGUCUUUCCUCGUCCAUUUUCUGAGAUUCUCACUGGGUUGGGGAGUGAAUAACAGCAUGCGUAUUGAUCUUGAUUUGUUGUCGAUCGGCGUAGACCUAGUUAACAUCUGUAAUUUCCUGUCAAUUGUUUUUCUCAGUGCGUUGAUCCCUCAAUAGUGCUCAAUCAGUGUGGACUUUUAUGAUUUGGUUACGUACUGAGCUUGGAUGUCUUGUAGCAGCAUGGUCGGAGAGGAGCAAGCUCAUCUAUAGUUCUUGAUCCUAAAGCUUGUCAAGAAACAUGUUCUUCCAGUAAAUCUAUGCCCCCACCACCAGACAAGAUCAUGCCGUCACUGCCUCCACAGAAGAAUUGUGCUUCAAUACCUGCAAAUUUAGCACAGGCACGUGCAUCAUCUAAAGAAACCGUAUCGUUGACUUCACCUACCGUGAAGCAACCGGAGGAUGGCCAUGUUUCCCCUCAUCGUACAGGUCUGAAGCUUGUGGAGUAUGGUGAAGAGGAGGAAGAGUCAUCUGAAAAUGCAGAAUCACCACAUUCUUCAAAUGGCAUAACAUCGCCAUCUUUUUUCCCUGGGAAACCUUUUUGGGCGGCUUAGUCAUAGCUUUUGAUUCCUUGAAUAUUUCUUGUCUGAUUGAUUACCCCUUCGAAAGCAACUUUGAUGUGCUUUCAGAGGGUUAUGCCCUAAAUACCAUCUGAUGUUCAUGACUUCCUCACAAAUUUGAAGGAAGGAGUGACAGGAUUUCAGUUCAAAGGGCAGUUGAAUAUCAAAGCGGUGAAGAGAAAUUGGAUGUUACAACGAGGGAGAAUUCUUACUACUCAGCGAUGAAUUGCUGAGCACGUUUAUUGUUUCUUCCUGCAUUCUGCGCACAUAGACUCCAUGAGCGGAGUAGAAUGCAGAUGCGUUUGGAAACUACGUCAGGAAAAGUCAUGCGGACAAGCCGUCCGCAGGACUUCCAAAGUCUUGAAAUGAACAUCUAGGGUGAAAUAUUGGCAGCACAUGAAGUAGAGAGUUGUAAUGCUAGUGCAAUAGUAAGCACAAGCAUCUGUCUGUAUCUCAGGACCUUUUGAGCUCCUGAUAGUACUGGCCCAUGUUACCUUAGCGUUGUUGAGAGCCAAGUGGACUGAGUUGAAAUGAGUGGCAGGUGAGCUGUGUAGUUGAUGCUUAACGCAUCAUGCACUACUCAUGCUGUCGAAUUAUUACGAGCAAAUCUGUUCAAAGUUAUCUUCUUUUCUUUCACGCUUCACUCUCAUGCACUACUCAUGCUGUCGAAUUAUUACGAGCAAAUCUGUUCAAAGUUAUCUUCUUUA